AAAACGUCAACGAGUGUGUUCGGUCUUGGACUAUUGCUUUGCCAGAGCCAGCGACGAUCUCUCUUCCUCGUCUUCGCCUCUCCGUCCUCCCAAAGGUCUCCUCUCGUCCCGCAUUCCGUACUUCGGUUGAUGGCCUCACCGGCAGCUUCAGCAGCAGAAACAGAGUUCACUCAGGAAACUGCUCGCCAGUCUCUGAUCGCGAUCUCCCAGUCCCUUCCUGAGGCAGGUUCACUCCGAAGCACCAACGUCAAGCCACCGAGCACCCCUGUGGCAAACGGGUAUCAGGAUGCUGGGGCGGCGAACUGCAGAUCAAAGCUGAUGUCAAUCUCUGACCUUUCCUCUCCUGAUGCUCUACCCACGCCAUGCCCUCCCAAGAAUAUUGCAACCAACUGUAUGAUGGCUGACGCCUAACUCUGCGUAUGUGGACAUGUGUUGGGCGUGGUGUAUCGGUGUUUCUAUUUUCUUGCGGUGACGUCCUUUAGCCUUUUAUUGGCUUGGUUUGGGGUGGAAAGGAAGUGUUUGGGCACGUGUGUUUAAACUGAAACUUUAUGGAAAGAAAACAGACAGUUGUACAGUUGGCUCUGUUAUGCUAAGUAAGGAAUUAGUUGCUGGAAACAAGUUUGUGCUUCCUGCAGUUGUACAGUACAAUUUGUUUUUGUUCCAUAGCUUGACUCUAAGACUUUCAUGUGUUAUAUUAAGGGAUAAGACUUGUUUGAAA
Molecule: messenger RNA, 718 nt
Organism: Lolium rigidum
Lineage: Eukaryota; Viridiplantae; Streptophyta; Magnoliopsida; Poales; Poaceae
Exons: 2
Coding region: 130-411 (93 amino acids)
Source: RefSeq, a predicted model, not a curated record